AUGCAGAUUUCUGAGGUCAAGGACUAUCUCCAACUGACAGAAGACUCAUAUUCCGAAGAACAAUUCGAUGAUUCGUUUGCUUCAGGCAUCCCAGGCCCAGAGCUUCUCUUUGGCAAUACAAUAUCGGCCCCCAAGUCUGAUCUCAUUGCGGCAUUGCCGGCUCGGCCAGUUGCAGAUCGUUUAAUUUCUCUUUAUUUGAAUUCAAAAGAAUCUACACUUGUUCUCAUGCAUGUACCCACAUUUACAAAAGAGUACGCUCAAUUCUGGAGAACCCCCGAAGAUGUGUCCCCAAACUGGCUGGCAUAUCUUUUCAGUAUUCUAUGUGCAGGGGCAGGACUGCAGUUAUUUUCCACGUCUGGCCGAGCAGACGGAGAGCUCGCCGAGACUUUUGCAGAGUAUCACCGACUCGCGUCGCAAUGCCUUAUCAUGUCCAAUUAUACGUCACCGGGUCGAUAUACCAUGGAAACCCUCAUUCUCAGUGUGGCAAUGGAGAUUCUCAGAAGCACAGAUAAUCAUCUCGGCCCCUCCGUUCUCCUCAGUCUAGCCACGAGGCUAGCUGUUCAUGCAGGGUAUCACAGAGACUCAAAACAUUACCCUGAGAUCUCUGUGUUUGACGGAGAAAUGCGUCGGCGGGUCUGGACAAUUCUCUCUCUGCUUGAUCAUUAUAUCUCGCUCCAAGCCGGUCUGCCACCGACUACAGUACAGACACAAUCUGACACGGAGGAGCCACAGAACUUGACAGAUGAAGACUUAGAUCCGACAGUGACAUCACUGCCUCCUGCGAGACCCUCGACCGAGAAAACUGCUAUCCUCUUCCCGGUGGCACUCAAUAGGAUAAUGUUUGCCGAUGCCGACAUAAUCAGCAAAGUUUGUUCCGUCAAGGGGGUUCCCUACCAAGAAGUUCUUCGCUUGGAUGGAAAGCUCAAAGAGCUCCAUGCAACUAUGCCUCCACCUUUAAAAUUCCGACCCCUGAGUGAAUCUAUCGCAGACUCACCAAACACCAUUAUGGACCGCUACAAUAUCAACCUCAUGUAUCAAAAGGCCCGCUGUGACCUCCAUCGUCGGUAUCUCGCACAGCACCGUCUAGAUCCCGCAUAUGCGUAUUCUCGACGGGACUGUCUAGAUGCCGCCAGGACUGUACUCCAGCAUCAGUCUGAUAUCUUUGAUGCGAGCAGCUCUGGUGGUCAGUUGGGCUACACGUCCUUCUUCUUUUCGCCAAUCGUCGCAGUGCAUUUCCGUUCUGCGGCCAUGAUCAUUUCCUUAGAGAUUUCCUGUCAGUCUCGCUAUGAUCUGAAACAGAAUCUGCCGCCCGAUCAACGAAAAAUAAUCUUGGAGGAGCGAAUGCAGCUUUCUCAAGAAAUUGAGAGAGCAUACAAUAUCUGGAACCAUUUGCGUCAUCAAUCUAAGGAGGCGACUAAAACAGCCGACGCUCUUCAUAUCAUGCUUAAGGUCACGAACAACCACUUGCAGCACGGCGCAACGCCUGAGCAAGUGCAGCCAUUAAGUCCACCCACCGGUUUACCAGUUACAAGCGACGCACCAGGUUACGCAAAUUCAAUUCUCUCGACACCCGUAAUGCUCGAUUACCAACUACCUUCAUCGGUUCUGGAUAACGAACCCAGUCCAUUAGACGUUGAUCUAAUGGAUGCCACAUUCUAUCUGGGACGAGAUUCCAUACCCAGUACCAGUGAUACGCGAUUCGCAGGCUCGAACGGCGUUGUCGAUUUUUAUGAAAAAUAUUGGGAUAAUCUGAUGCUUCUGGGCGGUGAUCAGUCAUUCUUAGAUGUACCUCCAGGUGGUUCAGAUCAGGAGCUGUAG
Molecule: messenger RNA, 1818 nt
Organism: Penicillium cataractarum
Lineage: Eukaryota; Fungi; Ascomycota; Eurotiomycetes; Eurotiales; Aspergillaceae
Product: fungal specific transcription factor domain-containing protein
Exons: 4
Coding region: 1-1818 (605 amino acids)
Biological process (GO): DNA-templated transcription
Cellular component (GO): nucleus
Molecular function (GO): DNA binding; zinc ion binding
Source: RefSeq, a predicted model, not a curated record